UCAUUCUCAGCAAAUAGUAGUUUCAACUAAUUAAAAUCUUCCAUCGAUAAAACGAUAGGUCAUAAUACUGUUUCAAAAUAUCAUGAUAUGAAAAUCGGUGUUUUUGGUCAGUUAAGUGGGGAUUAAUGCAAAAAAAAAAACAGAAUUUGCUAGUGAAUAUAGUAAAAUUAGUGAUUUGGUGUGAUAUAUUAUUGGUAGAAUGAAAAAAAAAAGUUUUGUGUCGGCGUGAAGUGUACAUGUGAAUGUAUUCCGCUAAAUAAACACUUGACUGAAAGCGUUCUAGUCUCGCUGCCGUAUUAUCACAACUAUUAUAUCGUUACUGUGCGUGUAUCACGGCAUAUUUGAAUGUGUAGAUUGUUUUCUUUCUGUACAUAAUAAGCGGCGGACUGAGUAUAUGGUGUAAACGGUUUGCGCUGUAUAUUGAGCGAAGUAUAAUGCAUGUCGCUAUAGUGCUCAGAUUCUGAGAGGCUGGACAUUAAGUCUUCUCUUGUGUAUGUGAAUUCAAAAGCAUUUGCGCUGUAACCGUAUUCGCUUUUAUAUUAGUUUCUCGUCACGCUAUUCGAUGGAAAAACUCAUAUGUAUAUAUGAAAGGCGCAACUAGUGAUCACAGUAAACUUGUUAGUGUGUGAAGAAUGCGCAUAAAAACAAAUGAAAGCGAAAUGAAAUCGUCGAACAAAUUUAGUUUUUUUAAUGAAUUUCAUGGAGAUUCGAACAAAGAAACCUAUAUUUUUUAACACUUUGUGAAUCUGAUACUUUGAUAUUGCGUACAAGUCAAAUCGAAAAUAAAAUUUGUGAUACAGUAACCAUGAAAAAGUACUCGAAACGCGAUAUGCUGAAAUGGCGCAACGAGCUCCGUCUUCUGGUAAAUGAACUUUUGGAAGGGAUAGAGGGUAAAAAGGACGCUGGAUUUAAGAAAGACAUCAAACAUCUCACCGUUAAACGCAUAAAAACUACAAUUCCGCGUUCCAUAAAAGAAACAUCUGGGCAAAACAUAAAACUACCGGAGCUCAAAAAUUACAACUCCAAAUCCAAAGAUAUCAACCAAAAAAUUUUGUAUUUAGAUAGGCUUGAGCAUAAGCUACCGAAAUGCAUCAAAACCACGAAAGAUACACUUGAUAAUAAAUUCGUGCAAUAUCUUUGCGAAGAAUCGAAACAAAUCAUCGACGAAACGUUCGAAGUGUUCCCAAAAAAUGAUCCCAAAUUAACCGAAACAAGUGGUGAAAGUGACUUGAAUACAAGCGGUAAAAGAAAAUUCGUCGGCGAACAUAAAGUAACAAAAAAAUUAAAGGGAGGCAUUCACGGAAAACCAGCAUACACUUCAACUUUGAUGAAACCUUCGACAUCAGGUGAGAAACAUGUACCGAAAAUCAUCAUCCGAAAUUCAAAGAGUCAUGCACGUAAAAAGAUGACUCGUACAAAUGAAUUUUUUGGCAAUAGUGCGGGCGGAAAUGGUGAACAAAGCGUUGGAAACCCGAAUGAAGAAACCUCUGCACUUCUCCAUCAAUUUCUGUCCGCCGCGAUAACAGUAGUUAGAGAAUUUGGAGCCCAAUUUGUAAACCAAACCAUUGAAAAAGUACUCAAUGUAGAGGUAGGUCGAGAACGGGGAACAAGUCAAAAUACAGAGGAAAUGUCGACCGAAUCGGCAGGACGCGCAACAGAAGCAAGUCAAAACAUCGGCGAACGAGCAACUGAAGCGACAGGGUGCCAACAAGAAGCCAAUCAAAACAUCGGAGAAAGGUCGAUGGAACCGUCAGGCUGUGAGCAACAAGCAAAUCAAAACAACGAUGACAAGACGACCGAACCGGCCUACCGCGAACAAGAAACAAGCCAAAACACCGGUGAAAGGUUAAAGGAAGCGACAUGCCGCGAACAAGAAACCAUGAUCAAUCAAAACGACAAUUCAAAUGCGGCCAACAGCGUUCUCGCCGCAAAUUCCACGGAAUGCAUCGUUGAAGAAACAAAUCAUGCUCCAAAAUUGAUCACUUCCGAAGAAGCUGAAUCCGCAGGUAUCCUCUUUUACUGUUAUUUCUGCAAACAGAACGGCGAAUCGAUUCGAUUUCACAGUGAACAAUCGCUUCGCCGUCAUUGUGAAAAGAGGCAUAAAUUGCUGCCAUUUAGUUACUAUGCUUUUGAGAAGGCAAAAUGUUUAAAUUGUGACUACGUUGGAACGUGGAGAGAAUUAAAUAGCCACCACCAGAAAGUCCAUCCCAAGGAAAUAUUUUCCAUCGUAAGCCAUUCGGACGAUACCAAAUGUGCUCUUUGCAGUUACACUGGCAACGCCAGUAAUAUCCAUUCCAAAAUGCGCCAUCCGCUCGCCACACGUUCGUCAGUAUUCAAUCCUUUGCGUAUAUCAUCCGAAAAUUUACGUAAGCUACGUGCACAAAUCACACUUGCUAAUCGUAACGAGUUCUUUUUUCAUCAAACCAAAGGAUUUUCAUGCCAAAAAUGUAAAACCUUUCGAAGCGAAGAGUUCAUUGAACUGUUAAUGCACGAAAGAGAAGUGCACGGCCCAUUUGAUUACGACAAAUACCAACGGAAAUUUAAAAAAAGAUUGCAGAAGAAAAUUCUUAAUUCAGAAGUUCAUUUUCCAAAUGGACUUACACUUUUUGGUCGAAAUUUGAUCGGUUCAGACAUUGAUCUGCUUAAAAAUUUCGAUAUCAAUUUUUUUGACCAUUGGAAAAAUACAGUGAAAUAUAAAUUUGAUCAGAUUCAGAAUUACACAAAUGAGAACAAUGCAGUUGGAAUUGAAUUUGAAUUCAAUUCAGAGUAAAUUCAUUCUUUCGCUUUCUUUUAAUUGAAUGAAUAUUAUCUUCUUUUGGAAAAGGUCUCAAACGGUCUCAAAUAAACAAUAAAUUUGCAUUUUUUAUUCCAUUCAUUUUUUACAUGCCACAUUAUUUGUGUAGCGUCAUUUACCGAGCUCAAAUACAAACAUAUAUCACAUUUCUCAGAAUAUAAUGCGAAAUGUUUACCUCACUGUCAAUGUGCAUUUAUUUUAAAGACUGAACCUAUAAUUAAUUUUAAGAA
Molecule: messenger RNA, 3024 nt
Organism: Contarinia nasturtii (swede midge)
Lineage: Eukaryota; Metazoa; Arthropoda; Insecta; Diptera; Cecidomyiidae
Exons: 8
Coding region: 806-2770 (654 amino acids)
Source: RefSeq, a predicted model, not a curated record